This is a messenger RNA of Aspergillus japonicus CBS 114.51, 659 nucleotides long. RefSeq lists its product as uncharacterized. The transcript has a single exon. NCBI's taxonomy places the organism in Eukaryota, Fungi, Ascomycota, Eurotiomycetes, Eurotiales, Aspergillaceae. The record is from RefSeq and is a predicted model, not a curated record. Bases 145 to 474 code for a protein of 109 amino acids.
AUUCAACGAAUAUUGGGGUACCCCCAGUCCCUAAUCAUUUGAGAAUGGAGGGGGGCGUGUCAUCUCCCCCCCCCCCUGAUUAAUUCUAGACAUGAAAAGGUAAAAUUAAUACUGAGCGUUGGCGGCAGUUCCUCUCCCCACCCCAUGGGGCCUAUUGGUAAUCUCAGCACGCGCAGACAAUGCGCUGGCUCUUCGUUACAUUAUUUUUUCCCUAGAGCGAAAGAAGAAACCAAAAAAAGGGAAGGGGGAAAAGAAAAGAGGCAUGUUACACUAAUACUAGGGAUUGUGUUGGAUUUGAGAUUCCUAGGACUUGCUCGGUGUUGUUGUUUUGUGUUGAAUUCUUUUGCCUGUGAUUGGCACGACUGGGGAGGUUCUCCGUUUUAUCUUUGGCUGUUUGUCUUUCCUUUCCUUUGUUUUGUUUUCACUUUUUUGUUUCUCUUGGGUUUAGGGUGGCUACUAUUUUGUCUCCUGUAGAUGAUGAUCCCGCUCCGUUGGGACUUGAUUAUUGUAAUACGUUUUUAUUGUUGUUGUUGUUGUUGUUGUUGCUGAUAUUUCCGCGGACUUGUCCAUGCUACAGGCAAGAGUGAGUGGUGGGUUAUUUGUUAGUUAGCAGCCUGACUGGGGUUACACUGCUGGUACUAACAGACUGUUGGUGACCC